Ailuropoda melanoleuca (giant panda) is the source of this 450-nucleotide messenger RNA. RefSeq names its product UBA-like domain-containing protein 2. The record is from RefSeq and is a predicted model, not a curated record. Lineage: Eukaryota; Metazoa; Chordata; Mammalia; Carnivora; Ursidae.
AUGUUGGUGAACAUGGACCAGCUAUGGCACCGGGUCAUGAUCAACCAGUUCAUGCCGGCCUUAGCUUGACAACUGCUGCAGGUAGCCCACUGGCAGCUGGAGAUCGCCCUGAGGUUUUUCCAAAAAACCACCAUUCCCAACAUCCACCACCACCACCAGAUAAUCAGCACCCUCAGCAACACACCUGCCACACCACCCAACUUUCCUGACGCACUGGCCAUGUUCUCCAAGCUAUAUGCCUCUGACGGCUUUCAGAGCAGCAACAGCACCAUAAUAGCUGUGGUCUGCUCCCCUCCUGCAAACUUCAGUCCCUUCUGGGCCUGGUCUCCACCAAGCUACCAGGCCACCUGGAUCCCUCACCUCCACCAUCCACAGCCAACGUGGUCCCCAGGAGCACAGUAGAGGGGCACCUGGCAGAAAGCCAUGGCUGAGAUGGAUGGUCAGAGAUAA